Messenger RNA from Agrilus planipennis (emerald ash borer), 2307 nucleotides. It is a transcript of the gene Trc8, whose product is annotated as protein TRC8 homolog. Lineage: Eukaryota; Metazoa; Arthropoda; Insecta; Coleoptera; Buprestidae. The coding region runs from base 128 to 2068 and encodes 646 amino acids. The transcript has 3 exons. Gene Ontology annotation, biological process: ERAD pathway. Gene Ontology annotation, cellular component: endomembrane system; endoplasmic reticulum. Gene Ontology annotation, molecular function: ubiquitin protein ligase activity. The record is from RefSeq and is a predicted model, not a curated record.
CAUUUCGUAGAAUCCUAUUAUAACGAUCAUUGCGAACAUUGACAAAACGAACAUCAAUGUCACCUGUUUAGAUUUAACAAAUAUGAAGUAAAUUUUCAGUGUCAUACAAAACAAAGACUGAAAUGAAAUGUCGUUCCGAACAAAAGUACUAGAUUUAGUGGAGGUGUUACUUAGGGUGCCACCGUUGUUUGUAAUUGACGAAAUUUUAAAAAUAGGAUUAGGUCUGUCGGAGCUCACCGAAUAUGACUUAACAGAUAUCGACCAAAAAUUAGGAGACAAUUUAUUAAAUUAUUCAACUCCAAUUCAUUAUGAUCCAACGUUUUACAGAUUUAUAAUCGUUUCUCUGUCUAGGCUGGUAUUAAGUUUUUUAGGAUGUGCUGCUGCAUUGUGUCUUUUUGUUCUGAGCACAAAGUACUUGAUGGUUGUUUACAUGUACCUUAUGUCUGUUGGAAUAGUCUUUGUUUCAUAUUGGACAAAUUUGAGUACAAUGAAGUCAAUAAUGACAUUAUUAAGUGAACCAGAUGUAGUUAAGACCAGUAUCCUUGAGGAUCUACUGUCAUUGAAUAUAUCCAGGCUUUAUGAGUCUUCAAGCUAUGUCACUGUUAUCUUACAGAAUUAUGUAUUGCAAAGUUUAUUCUCAUUUCUUUUUAUAAAUAUUCAUCUUGGACCCCGUUAUCCAUUUGUUCAGAAGUUAAUUCCAGUUGCAUUUUUGACACCAUCAAUUUUAGCAAUAUUACCAAUACCAGCAAACAUUUUAACACAUGCACCAGUUUUUGCUGCGUUACUACCCCUUGCUCUUGUGAAGUUUGUGUUGUGGGCCUCAGUUUUAACUGUCAUUCAAGUAGUUUACAAUGGUUAUGUACAUGCUCGAAAUUUUGUAUCUGAUUUUGGAAUGUCUGCACUUAUUGAAGCAGAAUGGCUUAGAUUAAGUGUGCCUGAAGUUUUAAGAACAUUUUGGUUCUUGAGAGUAUUGGAACACGCAUUAAUAUUCUUCAUGAACGGAACAUGGAAUGAAGUUGACGAGCUUACACCUGCUUUUCGAUUGGUGAAAAACCUAAUGGUAUCAGGUUGUGACACAUUGACCGCCGUUCUGGGUAUAACCAGUGUCGUCUCGUACAUUUGCCAUCACAUCGGAAAAUUCUUUCAGUGGGUUCUACUAACAGAAGACGAUAACGAUAAAAGUAUAGGAACAGUAUCUGCCAUCCUCUUUUACGUACUCGCAUUACAAACUGGUCUAACUGGACUUGAACCGGAAAAACGGUUCGUUCGCCUUUGCCGGAACUUCUGCCUGCUUUUUACUGCACUUUUGCAUUUCAUUCACAACAUCGUCAAUCCACUUUUGAUGAGUCUUAGUGCCUCUCACAAUCCUUCCCUUAAAAGGCAUUUUAGAGCCUUACUCGUCUGUAGCUUUCUAGUUGUAUUUCCGGUUCUACUUCUCUACUAUUUGUGGUCCAAUCACGAAGCCUCUACAUGGCUUUUGGCUGUAUCCGCUUUCAGUAUAGAAGUGAUAGUGAAAGUUGGAGUUUCAUUAUGUAUAUAUUGGCUUUUUAUGAUGGAUGCUAGACGGGAAACAUUUUGGGAAGAGCUGGACGACUAUGUUUAUUAUAUUCGGGCAUUUGGAAACACUGUAGAAUUCUGCUUCGGUAUUUUCCUCUUCUUUAACGGUGCUUGGAUUCUUAUAUUUGAAAGUGGAGGUGCUAUCAGAGCAGUAAUGAUGUGCAUUCAUGCUUACUUUAACAUUUGGUGUGAUGCUAGAGCAGGGUGGUCUGUUUUUAUGAAGAGACGUACAGCAGUUCAUAAAAUCGAAAGUUUACCAGAAGCUGAUGACGAACAGCUCCAGAGGCUGGACGACGUUUGUGCCAUUUGUUAUCAGGAGAUGAGAUCAGCUAAGAUAACGAGAUGUCGCCACUUUUUCCAUGGUGUUUGCUUGAGGAAGUGGUUGUACGUCCAAGAUAGGUGUCCUCUCUGUCACGAGAUUCUCCAUAGCGUAGAAUGUGGUGAACAGAAGAACACCAGCUCUCAACACGUGCAGCAGAUGCAAUUACAAAAUGAAGAAGUGAAUAGGUGAUAGUCUACGAUUUUUUUUGUGAUUUUGUACAUAAAAGAAGUUUCCCAAUGUGUCCACUAAUCGACCAAGUUAACGAGGUAACUGGAGAAAAUCUUAAUGUGAUCCUGCUUGGCAGUAUUUUUGAAGUGGGUUACUUUUGUAUUCAUCCUUGUUGUAGUUUGUAUACAAUAACGUAAAAAGAUUGAUUACGAUUUGUGGACAUAUUGUAUAUAUAAUAUAUAAUAGAAGUUUCAUACUAC